GGGGCAAGCAAUGUUCUUGGGAUUUGCGGCUCAGGAACACCAAUAACAGAUCGUGAAUGCACUGAGGGCCAGAUUGUAAUCAUGACUUACCCCAUUUACGACCCGAUUUUGAAUUCUCGUCUCAAGUCCCUCAUUCCACCGCAGCUCCAGUCCAUCGCUCCUUGUAGGGCUGAGAUGCCGCUACGUGCAAGGAGACCCUCAUGUGAUUGUCACGCUCAAGGGAUGAGAAUUCAGAUUUCAACUAAAGUACGGAUAAACGAGUUGUGAAGAAGAUUAAUUAUAGUAAUGGUUAUUAUGGCUGUAAGUAUUCGCUAAGUAAACCAAUAUUGAUCCAGUCUCUACACAUUC
Truncatella angustata is the source of this 348-nucleotide messenger RNA. RefSeq lists its product as uncharacterized. The transcript has a single exon. Bases 82 to 267 code for a protein of 61 amino acids. The record is from RefSeq and is a predicted model, not a curated record. Lineage: Eukaryota; Fungi; Ascomycota; Sordariomycetes; Amphisphaeriales; Sporocadaceae.